AUGCCCAUAUCAGACGGCCUCGGACCCUCGUGGAAGAUAAACUGGCAGCAGACACGACUCCUUCACCGCGCGUCCUUCGUCACUGCAGCCCCAUUGUCUCUUAUCUCGGCACUGUCGACCGAGAUACAAAUGUCUUUCUGGCGAGCUCGCGGUGCUGCCGUAGCGGACUACCCCCGAGAAUUACCCCCGAGGACUACCCCCGAGAAUUACCCUGGAGGACUACCCCCCCGAGAAUUACCCCCGAGGACUACCCCCCCCCCCGAGAAUUACCCUGGAGGACUACCCCCCCCGAGAAUUACCUCCGAGGACUACCCCCCCCGAGAAUUACCCCCGAGGACUACCCCCCCCGAGAAUUACCCCCGAGGACUACCCCCCCCGAGAAUUACCCCCGAGGACUACCCCCCCAGAAUUAUCCCCCCCGAGAAUUACCCCCGAGAAUUACCCCCGAGGACUACCCCCCCAGAAUUACCCCCGAGGACUACCCCCCCCAGAAUUACCCCCGAGGACUACCCCCGAGGACUACCCCCCCGAGAAUUACCCCCGAGGACUACCCCCCCAGAAUUACCCCCGAGAACUACCCCCCCCCCGAGAAUUACCCCCGAGGACUACCCCCCGAGAAUUACCCCCGAGGAGUUCCCCUCCGAGAAUUACCCCCGAGGACUACUCCCCCAGAAUUACCCCCGAGGACUACCCCCCCCAGAAUUACCCCCGAGGACUACCCCCGAGGACUACCCCCCCAGAAUUACCCCCGAGAACUACCCCCCCCCCCCCCCGAGAAUUACCCCCGAGGACUACCCCCCCGAGAAUUACCCCCGAGGAGUUCCCCCCCGAGAAUUACCCCCGAGGACUACCCCCCCCAGAAUUACCCCCGAGGACUACCCCCCCCCAGAAUUACCCCCGAGGACUACCCCCCCAGAAUUACCCCCGAGAACUACCCCCCCCGAGAAUUACCCCCGAGGAUUACCCCCCGAGAAUUACCCCCGAGGAGUUCCCCCCCGAGAAUUACCCCCGAGGACUACCCCCCCCAGAAUUACCCCCGAGAAUUACCCCCGAGGACUACCCCCGAGAAUUACCCCCGAGGACUACCCCCCAGAAUUACCCCCGAGGAGUUCCCCCCGAGAAUUACCCCCGAGAACUACCCCCCCCCCGAGAAUUACCCCCGAGGAGUUCCCCCCCGAGAAUUACCCCGAGGACUACCCCCGAGAAUUACCCCCCCCCCCCGAGAAUUAUCCCCAAGGAGUUCCCCCCCGAGAAUUACCCCCGAGGACUACCCCCGAGGAGUUCCCCCCGAGAAUUACCCCCGAGGACUACCCCCGAGAAUUACCCCCGAGGAGUUCCCCCCCGAGAAUUACCCCCGAGGACUACCCCCCAGAAUUACCCCCGAGAACUACCCCCCCCCGAGAAUUACCCCCGAGGACUCCCCCCCCGAGAAUUACCCCCGAGGAGUUCCCCCCCGAGAAUUACCCCUGA
This is a messenger RNA of Penaeus chinensis, 1470 nucleotides long. Its product is annotated as early nodulin-75-like. Lineage: Eukaryota; Metazoa; Arthropoda; Malacostraca; Decapoda; Penaeidae. Bases 1 to 1470 code for a protein of 489 amino acids. The record is from RefSeq and is a predicted model, not a curated record. The transcript has 2 exons.